UAGUGUUCAUAAGAUUAUCACUGACUUAAUAAUAAAUUAAAUCUAUUUAAAUUAAUAUUUUUUUAAUAAAAUUUAUUUUAAUAAGAUUCGAAUUAUUUAUAAGUUUUAUAAUGACUCCACUUUUAAAUUUUGUACUCGUUUUAUUGGGAGGAUGUAAUACAACAUCUCCAUUACCUCCAUUAUCACCCAGUGAUGUGGGUUUACCUUUUUCAAUAUUUAAUGCUAGUUCUUCUUCAUUAAUUUCUUUGCCACAUACAAAUUGUAAUUGUGAUGGUAAAAUAUUCCCGAAUUUGUGUGAAAUGUUUCAGAAACUUGGACUCUGUGGAAAAAAUUAUGGAGAUACGAUAAAAAAUGAUAGUCUUGAGAAAGUAACUGAUGGUAGUAGUAGUACGUCGACAACUUUGAAUCCUGUUACGUCAAGUAUUAGUGGGACUACAAUUAAACUUGAUGAUACAGAUGAUGAUGAUGAUGAUGAUGAUGGAGUUUUAAUCAUAACACCUGGUCCACGUAAUAAAGAUCUCACUAGUACACCACGGACUGGAGUAACUGAACCAAGUGAUAAAAAAACAACUCAGAGAAAAUUUAAUGCUGAGCCAUCAGAUGAUGAUGAUAAUGAUGAUGAUGAUGAUAUGGAAAAUGAUAGAAAUAGUAAAAUGACAACAGCUGAUCCAGGUGGUCGUGAUACGACACCAAUGACUGAUGUUACUGAAGUCAGUGGAAAAAAAAAUACUGAUAAAGUGAAUGAAACUGAGUCAACUUCUGAUACAGAUGAUGAUGAUGAUGAUGAAGAUGAUGAUGAUGAUGGAGUUUUAAUCAUAACACCUGGUCCACGUAAUAAAGAUCUCACUAGUACACCACAGACUAGAGUAACUGAAUCAAGUGAUAAAAAAACAACUCAGAGAAAAUUUAAUGCUGAGCCAUCAGAUGAUGAUGAUAAUGAUGAUGAUGAUGAUAUGGAAAAUGAUAGAAAUAGUAAAAUGACAACAGCUGAUCCAGGUGGUCGUGAUACGACACCAAUGACUGAUGUUACUGAAGUCAGUGGAAAAAAAAAUACUGAUAAAGUGAAUGAAACUGAGUCAACUUCUGAUACAGAUGAUGAUGAUGAUGAUGAAGAUGAUGAUGAUGAUGAUGAUGAUGAUGAUGAUGAAGAUGGAGUUUUAAUUAUAACACCUGGUCCACGUAAUAAAGAUCUCACUAGUACACCACGGACUGGAGUAACUGAACCAAGUGAUAAAAAAACAACUCAGAGAAAAUUUAAUGCUGAGCCAUCAGAUGAUGAUGAUAAUGAUGAUGAUGAUGAUAUGGAAAAUGAUAGAAAUAGUAAAAUGACAACAGCUGAUCCAGGUGGUCGUGAUACGACACCAAUGACUGAUGUUACUGAAGUCAGUGGAAAAAAAAAUACUGAUAAAGUGAAUGAAACUGAGUCAACUUCUGAUACAGAUGAUGAUGAUGAUGAUGAAGAUGAUGAUGAUGAUGGAGUUUUAAUCAUAACACCUGGUCCACGUAAUAAAGAUCUCACUAGUACACCACAGACUAGAGUAACUGAAUCAAGUGAUAAAAAAACAACUCAGAGAAAAUUUAAUGCUGAGCCAUCAGAUGAUGAUGAUAAUGAUGAUGAUGAUGAUAUGGAAAAUGAUAGAAAUAGUAAAAUGACAACAGCUGAUCCAGGUGGUCGUGAUACGACACCAAUGACUGAUGUUACUGAAGUCAGUGGAAAAAAAAAUACUGAUAAAGUGAAUGAAACUGAGUCAACUUCUGAUACAGAUGAUGAUGAUGAUGAUGAUGAUGAUGAUGAUGAUGAUGAUGAUGGAGUUUUAAUCAUAACACCUGGUCCACGUAAUAAAGAUCUCACUAGUACACCACAGACUAGAGUAACUGAAUCAAGUGAUAAAAAAACAACUCAGAGAAAAUUUAAUGCUGAGCCAUCAGAUGAUGAUGAUAAUGAUGAUGAUGAUGAUAUGGAAAAUGAUAGAAAUAGUAAAAUGACAACAGCUGAUCCAGGUGGUCGUGAUACGACACCAAUGACUGAUGUUACUGAAGUCAGUGGAAAAAAAAAUACUGAUAAAGUGAAUGAAACUGAGUCAACUUCUGAUACAGAUGAUGAUGAUGGUGAUGAUGAUGAUGAUGAUGAUGAUGAUGAUGAUGAUGAUGAUGAUGAUGAUGAUGAUGAUGAUGAAGAUGGAGUUUUAAUUAUAACACCUGGUCCACGUAAUAAAGAUCUCACUAGUACACCACAGACUAGAGUAACUGAACCAAGUGAUAAAAAAACAACUCAGAGAAAAUUUAAUGCUGAGCCAUCAGAUGAUGAUAAUGAUGAUGAUGAUAAUGAUGAUGAUGAUAUGGAAAAUGAUAGAAAUAGUAAAAUGACAACAGCUGAUCCAGGUGGCCGUGAUACUACACCAAUGACUGAUGUUACUGAAGACAGUGGAAAAAAAAAUACUGAUAAAGUGAAUGAAACUGAGUCAACUUCUGAUACUGAUGAUAAUGAUGAUGAUAAAAAUACUAAAAUGACAACAAAUGAUCCACGUGGUGGUACGACACUAAUGACUGAUGUUACUGAAGCCAGUGAAAAAAAAAAUACUGAUAAAGUGAAUGAAACUGAGUCAACUUCUGAUACUGAUGAUAAUGAUGAUGAUAAAAAUACUAAAAUGACAACAAAUGAUCCACGUGGUGGUACGACACUAAUGACUGAUGUUACUGAAGCCAGUGAAAAAAAAAAUACUGAUAAAGUGAAUGAAACUGAGUCAACUUCUGAUACAGAUGAUGAUGAUGAUGAUGAUGAUGAUGAUGAUGAUGAUGAUGAUGAAGAUGGAGUUUUAAUUAUAACACCUGGUCCACGUAAUAAAGAUCUCACUAGUACACCACAGACUAGAGUAACUGAAUCAAGUGAUAAAAAAUCAACUCAGAGAAAAUUUAAUGCUGAGCCAUCAGAUGAUGAUAAUGAUGAUGAUGAUAUGGAAGAUGAUAGAAAUAGUAAAAUGACAACAGCUGAUCCAGGUGGUCGUGAUACGACACCAAUGACUGAUGUUACUGAAGACAGUGAAAAAAAAAAUACUGAUAAAGUGAAUGAUACUGAAUCAACUUCUGGGAAUAAUAAUGAUGAUGAUAAUGUAAUGACAACUAUAGAUUCGGGACUUAGAAAUAGUGAUGCAGCACCGGGAACUGGUGUAACUAAAACGAGUGAAGAAACAACUACUGAUAGAGUACACAGUGAUAACACAUCUUCUGAAGAUGAGGGUAAUAAGAAGAUGACAACAGUUGGUCCACAUGAUGAAGACAGCGGUACGACUUUAACAUCCGAUGUAACUCAAUCAAGUGAUAAAGAAACUACUGACAUAGCGAAUAAUACGAAACCAUCUUUUGAAGAUGAUGGUGAUAAAAAAAGUGGUAGUAAGAUGGCAACGUCUGAGCCGGGUGACAACGAGACUGAUAUGACAUCUAAAAAUGAUGUAACUGAAUCAAGUAAUACAAAGAUGACUGAAAUUUCCUCGAGUACUGAUAGUGUUACAACACCGACUCCUAGCAAAGCAAUUAGUGAUGAAGUACAUAGUACUAAACCAUCGACUAAAGAUGAUGAUGGUGAUAACAAAAAUGAGGACAGUGAUGAUAUGAAAAUGACAUCACUUAGUCCAAAUGAUAAAGAUAUUGUUACAUCGACAACUGAUGUAACUGAAUCGAGUGAUAAGGAAACUACUAUUGGAGAAAGUACUAAAAUAUUUCCUGAAGAUGAUGCUGAUGACAACAAAAAUCAGGUCAAUGAUGACAGUAAAAUGACAACGCCUGCAUCGGAUGAUAAAAAGACUGACACGCCAUCAAAAAUUGAUGUAACUGAAUCGAGUCAUAAGGAAAGCACUGACGGAGAACAUAGUGAUGAAUCAUCUCCUGAAGAUAAGGAUGAUGGUCGUAAGAUAACAACACCUAAUCCGGGUUAUAAAGACACUGACACGACAUCGAAAUCUGAUGUAACUGAAUCGAGUGAUACAGAAACUACUGAUGGAGAACGUAGCACUAAAUCAUCUCCUAAAGAUGACGUUGAUGAGAACAAAAAUGAGGAUAAUGAUGAUAGCAAGAUGACAACACCUGAUUUUGGUAAUAAAGAUACUGAUACUACACAAAAAACUGACGCUACUGAAUCCACUGAUAAAGAAACUACUGAUCAAGAACAUACCACUAAAUCAUCUUCUGGUGAUGAUGGUGAUAAUGUUAUGACAACACCUGAUGCAAAUGAUGAAAACACUACGACAUUAAAAACUGAUGUAGCUGAAUCGAAUGAUAAGAAAACUACUGAUGGAAAACAUACUACUAAAUCAUCUUCUGAAGAUGAUGCUGAUGAUAAAAAAAAUCAGGAUAAUGAUGAUAGUAAGAUGACAACACCUGAUGCGAAUGAUGAAAAGACUAUGACAUCAAAAACUAAUGUUACCGAAUCGAUUGAUAAGGAAACUACUGAUAGAAAACAUACUACUAAAUCAUCUUCUGAAGAUGAUGCUGAUGAUAAAAAAAAUCAGGAUAAUGAUGAUAGUAAGAUGACAACACCUGAUGCGAAUGAUGAAAAGACUACGACAUCAAAAACUAAUGUUACCGAAUCGAUUGAUAAGGAAACUACUGAUGGAGAGCAAAAUUCUAAGCCAUCUCCCAAAAAUAGCGCUGAUGAUAACAAAAAUGAAGACAAUGACGAUAGUAAGAUGACAACCCCUCAUCCGAAUGAUAAAGACGCUGAUACGAUAUCAAAUGGUGUAGCCGAAUCAAAUGAUAAGGAAACUACUAGUGGAACAAGUACUAAAGCAUCUCCUGAUGAUGCUGAUGAUAGCAAAAAUCAGGAAAACGAUGAUAGUAAAAUGACAACACCUGCAUCGGGUGAUACAGACACUGAUACUACAUCAAAAACUGAUGUAACCGCAUCAAGUGAUGAAGAAACUACUGAUGAAGAGCCAAGUUCUAAACCAUCUCCUGAAGAAGAUGCUGAAAACAAAAAUCAGGAUAAUGAUGACAGUAAGAAGACAACAUCUGAUCAGGGUGAUAAAGACAUUGACACGACAUCAAUAACUGAUGUAACUAAACCAAGUGAUACAAAAACUACUGGUAGAAAAUACAAAGCUGAACCAUCUGAAGAUUAUAAUGAUAAUGAUGAUGACUAUGGCGAUGAUAAUGAUCUCAUAAUAAUAACAUCCAAACCAAUUGAAAAUUGGACACCAACUGCACCGACUGAACCCAGUGAAAAAUACCCUAGCGAAGAAACAACUCAAGCUUUUACAACAACCGAGUCAACUCACUCAGAAGAAACUCCAGAGUCCGAAUCCACCCAUGGAGUAUCAGACACUUCAGAUAACCAAGGAGAAGAAAAUGAGACUAAAGAAGAUUCGGAUCAGACAACUUUUUACUCAACGAGUACAACCGAGAAACCAGAUCUGGUAGAAGAAAAAGAUGAUCCAGAUGAUAAAAUUAUCACUGAUGACCCAACUGUUACUCAAGGGCCUGAAUUUACUCCAGAAAAAAGUUCAGCUGAAAAGCCAGAUAACGAAAAAGACAAUUUUGACGAUAAUUCAAAAGAAACAACUGAUGACUUUACUACUGAAGGGCUUUUAUCGACAACUUCGGAGCUUCACACUACAAUCAACCCGUUUGAAGAAUUUGAGAAGACGGAUAAAGAUAACAGUGAAAAUAUGCAAUACCAAACUGAAACUGAAGACUUUAUGACCACUCGGGAGCCAUCAACUAGUUCGGAGACUUCAGAGUAUCCUUAUACUAACGCGCCGGUGGAACCAAAUACUCAAGAUGAUUCAGAGGAUCAGAUAAUUACUGAUCAUUCCACCGAAGAAGUCAUUUCUAGUUCAGAAAAUCCAGAGCUUGAGUCUACCAGUUCUCCAGAAGAGCUGAAAAAUACAGAGGACGACUCGAUUAUUACUGAUAGAUCAAAUAAUGAUGAUUCAAUGAUAAAAGAUUCGCCGAUCAUCAAUUCUAAAACUAAUAUCAAUGAAAUAGAACCUGAGUCUUCUACCGAAACUCUAAACCCUACCGAUUUCUCAAAUUGUCUUGAAGUAGACAAAGACGAUAACGCAAGUUUUGAUGUCAUUACCCUACAGCCGCUUGAGAAAAAGACACAAAAGAAGAUGAUAAAUAAUAUCAAUGACUUUGGAAUCAAUUUAAUUAAGACUAUUUUUCAUGAUAAUAAAAAAAACUACGCAGUAUCACCAAUUAAUUAUGCCCUCUCGUUAUUAAUGAUGGAAAAUGGAGCUUGCGGUGAAACUAAAAAAGAACUCGACACUAUUUUAUAUUUGCCUGAACAAAUAUCUAAGAAAUAUAUGAGACCUAUCAAAGAUCUUGUCCAUUCACUUAAAAAUAUCAAUGGUUCCAAAUUAUACUUGGAUAGCAAAAUUUUCCCGUCGGAAGAGGCUGAAGUUAGUCCUAAAUACAGGGAGUUAAUUCGAGUUCUUUAUGAAUCUGAACCUCUGAAUGUUAAUUUUCACAAUUUAGAUGAUACUGUAAGACAAAUAAACCAUUGGAGUACUAAUAGAACUAAAUAUCAUGUACAAAAUGUCAUAACUAAUAAUUUAAUUAGCAAAGACACAUCUUUACUUCUUGCUAGCGUUGCUUAUUUCCGAACCAAUUGGCUGAAACCAUUUAGUUAUUUAUAUACUACCCAUAAUUUAUUUCAAAUAGAUGCUACCACGGAAAAGUCUGUAUGCAUGAUGCAGCAAAUUAAUAGAUUUAAAUAUAUUCGAAUGGGUUAUUUAAAUGCUGAGCUCGUCGAGCUCCCUUUAAAAGACGAUGAUCUAGGAUUAAAAAUGAUUGUCAUUCUUCCGGAUGAGGAUAAAACUUUACUCGAUGUGGUAAAAAAUCUUCAUAAAUUUAAAUAUAGUGAUUUUCGUAACCACGCGAGAACUGAAAUUAUCGAUAUAUCAUUACCGAAAUUUAAAAUUGAUAGUUUUAUCGAUUUAAGUGAUUAUUCAAAUAAGAUAAAUAUAAACAAAACUAUGGAUGAUACUGCUGACUUUUGUUGCAUAUCUGAGUCAUUAAAAGUUAGUAAUAUUGUACAAAAAACAGUACUUAGAAUAUAUGAAGGCGAGUGUGUAGGACCAAGUUUUCUUUGUCCGGAUGACGAUAGUUCAUGUUUAGAUGAUAGAAUAUACUUUACUGUAAAUCGUCCAUUUAUUAUACUCAUUAUCAUUAAUGAAACGAUAAUAUUUAGCGGGCAAAUAAUUGAUCCGAGUCUUUAAUAGUAAAUAAGUUUAUAUUUAUAUUUAUUAUGAUACUUGUAAAAAAUAAAUA
Molecule: messenger RNA, 7266 nt
Organism: Microplitis demolitor
Lineage: Eukaryota; Metazoa; Arthropoda; Insecta; Hymenoptera; Braconidae
Product: mucin-12
Exons: 14
Coding region: 111-7214 (2367 amino acids)
Molecular function (GO): serine-type endopeptidase inhibitor activity
Source: RefSeq, a predicted model, not a curated record